Acipenser ruthenus (sterlet) is the source of this 2087-nucleotide messenger RNA. RefSeq names its product vacuolar protein-sorting-associated protein 25-like. Gene Ontology annotation, biological process: protein transport to vacuole involved in ubiquitin-dependent protein catabolic process via the multivesicular body sorting pathway. The coding region runs from base 107 to 631 and encodes 174 amino acids. Gene Ontology annotation, molecular function: structural molecule activity; protein homodimerization activity. The record is from RefSeq and is a predicted model, not a curated record. The transcript has 6 exons. Gene Ontology annotation, cellular component: ESCRT II complex. Lineage: Eukaryota; Metazoa; Chordata; Actinopteri; Acipenseriformes; Acipenseridae.
AACAUCACAUUUCAGACGGAACUAUCCGCCUCCCCUCCGUGCCUUCUUCCUGGGGAGGAGCGUUUUUGCGGCUGCACUCACUUCCUGGUUACAGAAUUUUUCAGCCAUGAGUUUUGAGUGGCCCUGGCAAUACAACUUUCCUCCCUUCUUUACACUGCAGCCAAAUGUUGAUACUCGGCAAAAGCAGCUGACAGCCUGGUGCUCACUGGCGCUGUCUUACUGUCGCCAUCAGAAACUGUACACACUGGAUGUAAUGGAGGCCCAAGAGAGUCCCGUCUUCAACAACAAGAAAAUACAGAGGAAACUCUCAACAGAUACCAUUCAAGUUAUAUUUGAAGAGCUCAGAAAAAAAGGGAACUUGGAGUGGAUAGAUAAAAACAAAACACGCUGUUUGAUAAUGUGGAGGCGACCAGAAGAAUGGGGAAAACUUAUAUAUCAAUGGGUUUCAAGUAAUGGAAUGACAAACUCAGUGUUCACAUUGUAUGAGCUCUCAAAUGGAGAUGACACUGAAAAUGAAGAAUUCCACGGUUUGGAGGAUUGGCUGCUGCUGAGAUCACUUCAGACCUUACAGCUGGAGAGAAAGGCAGAAAUUAUUACUCUCAACGAAAGCAAAGGGGUCAAGUUCUUUUGAUGUUCAUGUGACUACAGACAAACUGAACUUAUUACCUGAGUGGAUAAUGCAUUUGUUUCAUUUGGUGGUGGUGGUGGGGGGGGGGGGGGGGGGGGAAAGCCAGUUCUGUCAGAAGGCUUAUGUUUAUAAUAUUAAGCUAAAGCCUUUUUUUUAUAUUUAGAAUAUAUUAUAGAACUUGCCUGAUGUCGGACUCCCAACUGCAAUAAAGGUAUUUCCCAGCGCCACCAAAAAUCUAAAAGACAACUUCUUUAUUUGUGCUUGUUCUGCAGCAGACACUGGCGAUUUAGUUACACUCACUGAAAAAGCAGCGGUGAGCUGGAAUUUUAUAAUGGUUAAACACACUUAACGGGAGCUGGUGGAAGCUAUACAUUUGUCUAUGUGAAAAGCGAUGGCCUAAAGCAAAAAAUUGUUUUAAAAAAACAAAAAAAAACGCUUUAUAAUGUUUUUGCAGCCUUUACAUUGUCUGUGGUAUUUAAUAGAAGUAAAUGUUCAUACUGGUCACUGUAAACAGGUGGUCUUUAAAUGCGUCAAUCAACAGUAGCAGCAGUAAUAUAGUGGGGCAAUUUUCUUUAUCCAGUUUAACUCUUUUUUUGAAAGGAGAGAAUUCCAUUGUAAUGUUAUGAAUCUGAGAAACAAACAACUUGAGAGGUUGAUGAAAAGACUAUAUAUAAAUAGUUGUUUGAUUCUAGUUUUUCUCUAUUUAAAAAAUGCAACUUUGUCAAAGUCUGGAGUAAAACCUUUUAAAAAAAAUGACCCUAUGGUACUGUAUUUUAAUUUCAAUAGGUUAAAACCAGUCAGCUUUUUAUUUGCUCUAGGUCAUCUAUAUGUCUAUAGGACUUCUAAGGAAGUCUUAAACCUACUUAAAUGAUGUCUUAAAAGUUACAUUAAUGUAAAAAAAAAUGUGUACGUGUCUUGAAAUAAUGAAAUUCUUGCUAGUGUGUUUUUCCCCAUUUUUCCUGACAGCCUUCUGAAUUUUCGUUUUGUUAACCACAGAUGCUUUCCCAAUGCAUUGCUGUUGAGAGGAUGUUGAGUUUUAAGUAGUGAUGCGUGUGUUAAUCAUGAGGGUUAUAUUCAAAUAAUGUCUGUCUGCCUGACCACACUCUAUACAGCAUGUAUUCUCCAACGAGUGGUUACAUGUUUUACUUGUCCUGUAAAAUGAUAAACGCUGACAUAAAAUAUGUAAAACUGCUGCUGUUCUUUGGGUGCUUUGAUGGGGGUGGAGGUGGGAACACGAACACACAAUUUGAAAUUUGUUUUUUAUUUAUUUGGGUAUUUUUUUGCUUUGCCUGAUUGUAAAUCGUUGCAGAUUUGUUCUCUGUUGCUUGUCCACAUACUGUACGUGUGUGGGGUGGGGGGUGGGGGGUGUAUUUAUAACCUUGCAACUUUUAAAAGGUUAAUUUUACAAACAAUAGAUUAAAUAAAAACUGAACUGUAACAAAAAUGCUUUCAUAUCCAA